Exaiptasia diaphana is the source of this 444-nucleotide messenger RNA. RefSeq lists its product as uncharacterized. Lineage: Eukaryota; Metazoa; Cnidaria; Anthozoa; Actiniaria; Aiptasiidae. Bases 1 to 381 code for a protein of 126 amino acids. The transcript is spliced from 4 exons. The record is from RefSeq and is a predicted model, not a curated record.
AUGGGUAUUGUUUGGGCUCCCUGUGUGUAUAUUUACACUUUGGGAUCGCAGGCUCACGAGCAUGUUGCAAUCCAAUAUGGCGUCGCAGUAAGGAUCAUCAAAACAGAGAACACACAAAAAUGGGCAAGAAAAAGAAGCCAUUUAUUGACAAAAAGAGUGCUCACAGCUUUCAACUUGUUCAUCGAAGUCAAAAGGAUCCUUUACAAGCAGACGAAGACAGCUCGAAACAUGUUCUUGUUUCACUUGAUGGGGAAAUACAGGGAGCUUCAAGCCACAAUGUGUAAGUACAUUUUAAAUGGGAAUAAAAUACAAAUGGGAGUGAAUGGUAUGUAUGAACCAAGUUGUAAGAAAUCUAUGUGCAGUAUGGUAAUCUGGGUGUAAAAAGUCUUGAGAAAGACUGUUAUAGUUACCUAACGUUUUGAAAUCCUGUAUGGAAGUCAUGUU